AUGGGGAGCUCCGUGUCACAGUUCAUUUCUACAGUCAACCCAAAUCCUCGGACCAAGUCGCCAGCAGAGGAAGAGCUGGGCCGGUACUGGGCUUUCUGGCUGGCGUGGGGAGCUCCGGUGGGGCACAGCCGUGUAGAUGGCCCAUCCCGGUACAGCGCAGCCGUCUCUAACGGAGCAAAUAUCAGGGCAGAGCCGUCCAGCCUCGCGUCUUCGCCCGUCCCGGCGCUCUCCCGGCCCUCCGGGCAGCGCACCGCCUGCCCGCUCUGCCGGGAAGGCUUCGAGCUGAAGGACCUGCGGCCCGACCGGCAGCUGGCCGCUUUGGUGAACUUAAUCGCGCAGGAGGUAAAGGAAGAAGAGUUGGAAACACAGGAUGAACCGAAACCCUCCGGAGCUGUUGCCUGCAACGACCGGAGCUCGGCGGGGCGGCGACCUGGGGAGAAGGAGGAAGAGAUAUAGGACAUCUCCAAGCAACUAGAAAUGACUGCAGAGACCGUCCGCCUCUUGAGGAAAGAUCUCAGUAAAGCAAAGGAAUAUGCAUCUCAGAUCAAAAGCCAGAUUAAAGAUUUCUGUUGCAUGAAGGAAUAUGUUGAAAAACAGGAGAGAAACACACUGAUGUUCAUUGAACAAGAGCAAAAAGCAGCUCAACAGAAAAUUGAAGAGACUAUUCACCAGCUCUGUGUUGAAGUGAACAAGUUCACAGACAUCAAAGCCCAAACGAGUAACUUACCUGAGAGACAUAGGUACAAAGGCUCACCUUCAACAAUGAAUAAAAUUACACUUGAUGAGAAGCUUAAUGUUGUCAAAAGUGCUGUAGGAGAUCUUAACAGAAAGUUGGAAAUUUUACUUCUGGAGAAAUAAGCUCAGCAGUUCCCACCAGUGCAACCUCCAGACUUGUAUCAGGAGACAAGUGUCUGCUCAAUAUCUCCAGAGUCUGCAGCUAAAAACCCAGAACCAAUCAUUUCAAGCCAGUUUUCUCAGUGUAAGUAUGCAAGCCAGCGUGACUCUUCAAUAACAAUAUUCAAGUGAUUAUGAGACUGUGGAUUUGCUGAAGAAAACGGCUUUUAAACAUCGGCAGGAGAUCUGGCUGUUUACCUGAAGCAUAGAAACACAAUGAAGUUACCGUGAUUUAAUCAGUUACUGCAGCAUAAUGCAAUACUACACCUGACUGCAUAUGCAAGAUAAAAAGGAUAAGAAACCUGUUUCAUGGAGGUAUAUAAGCUGUGCUGUAGCUUGUGCUGGCUGCAGAGUCCGAGUUGAUGUAUGGACAGUUAUCACACCUUACUGAUCUUUACUGUGUUAAGCCGUAAUGGCUCCAUUUGUUGUCUGAAUUCUGCAUCACUUUUACAGAAAUAUUUUUACAGUCAACACACAGUACUACAGCUGUAGCUUAAAACACAAAACAAAUGUUUUUGCUGAUAAAAUAUGCAAGAACAUGUCCCAGUGAACAGACGACUAUGUAAGUUUUAUUAAGGUAAGCAUCCCAUUUAUUAUCGGCAAAAGGGUAAUUUUUUUUAUAAGAUUGUGGUUAGGAAUAAGAUCCAUCUUGUAGGUCGCCAAGUACCUUCACCUUCCCACUGGAGUGCAUGAGUCUGUCAU
Molecule: messenger RNA, 1596 nt
Organism: Aptenodytes forsteri (emperor penguin)
Lineage: Eukaryota; Metazoa; Chordata; Aves; Sphenisciformes; Spheniscidae
Product: tripartite motif-containing protein 7-like
Source: RefSeq, a predicted model, not a curated record